AACAUCUGCCACCAUCUUCCUUCCGAAAGCAUCAAGGACUUCCGCUUGGUUUGCAAGGCCUUCUACAUCGUUGGCAAUGACUAUCUCGAUGCACGAGCUUAUGUCUGUUUCAAACGAACCUCGUUUGAAGAACUUGCACAGCUCUCAAACUCCCAUCUUCGCAAAUGUGUCAGGUCACUCCGAUUUGAUGCAAAUCCCUUCGAAACAAAAUAUUUGACCUCUGGCGCACUCUCGCGCAAUCAUUCUAUGCUUCUAACUCCGUUAACCAAGCUGCGUUCGAGCGUUUCGAAUAUUACUGUCUGGACCAGGAAAUCAUCUUGCAGAAAAAGCUGCACAUCGAUACCUUCGUCAGCUUACUCAAAGGCUGUCCCAAGUUGGAUACUGUUGAGAUCUGGUCUGGCCGCGUGAAGCCUCACAUGAUGAUGAUGAAGGCACGACGCCUGUUUGCCGAUGCAAAAUUCUCGCCCGCAGAUGCUAACGAGAGCUUUGACAGUAGUGUUAAGGGCCUCAUCGCCGUGUUCAGAGCAUUUGAACGGAGCGGUGUAUGCCUCAGACGAAUCGUCGCUGGGCGCUUGUCGCAUGACAUCUUCCAUCUCAACCACCACGAUACCAUCUUGGUCAAAGCUGGGCUUACGAAGGUUCAUUCUCUUGCGUUGAACAUCGACGAGCUCCUUCCUCCAGAGGUGAUCCUAGCCCAGGCCCUCGGGAGUAGAACAGCAGAGACUUCAGAAAGCCUUUCUGAUGGUGCGCUAUCCGAGAUGCUGCGCGCCGCACCGAGUAUGCGCGGUUUGAGCAUCCGCAUGAGUAAUCUACGCUACAAUCACGCCGUGGGACCCCUAGAUGUCAAUCAUAUCUUUGGAAAGCAGGUGUUCAAACAUCUUCGCUAUCUGAAUCUGGAGAGAGUCGCGGCCGACUCGAGUAAUCUAGAGCGGGUAUUGGUUGACCAUGGAGACACUCUGAUAGGUAUUCGCCUUACCGACUUCACUAUGAGAAAUCAUGAUAGCUGGACGCGUUUCUUCGCUGCUAUGUCACAAAAACUGCCGAACAUCCGGAAGUUCAUGCUAUAUGGUAGGUGGACUGGUAAGCAUACGGAGCAUUGGGAUUCCAGCAAGACACUUGAUGGAAGAUCCACCAUGGAGACACACGCCAUGAGUAACUUCCUGCGCAAGGGCGGAACACUGCCUACGACACUCGCUGAGUUUCGUCAGCAUGUCCCCAAUCCUCACGUAUUCAUACAUGCCAGAAACCUACACUUCAGUCGUCGCAGACGCGGCAGAGACUACAUCGACGCUUCCAACGAAGGAUAUAUCGAGGAGCCCAAGACUGACAGUGACUCCUCCUCUGGCGACGAAGACGAGGAUCUCAAAUUCUGGAAGGAGCACUUGUGAGAAGCAAACGGCUUCUCGUUUGACUGCGUGACAUCACUUUCUCGCUCGAAGGAAGGAGCUACUACCUCAACUUUGGACGCUCAUCCCGAACUCAGUCAAACUUCUCACUUGGUGCUUCGUCGACGACUCAUCGUACAGGGACCCUCGCUUUCAUCAUCCCUUACUUGCUUCGGAUCGGAU
Aureobasidium subglaciale EXF-2481 is the source of this 1568-nucleotide messenger RNA. RefSeq lists its product as uncharacterized. The coding region runs from base 417 to 1388 and encodes 323 amino acids. Lineage: Eukaryota; Fungi; Ascomycota; Dothideomycetes; Dothideales; Saccotheciaceae. The record is from RefSeq and is a predicted model, not a curated record. The transcript has a single exon.